AGCCGAGCACCUGCUGCAGGGCAGCAAAACCUAGGCCGCAGUGCAGCUAUCUGUGCAACUCGGCGGCGUUUCAUAGCGCAGAUCACCACUGAACUCGUCUCGCUUCGAGACACGGGCAGAAAAGAGCCGCCCGCGCCGCGCUGCCUGCCAAAGAGCAGGCAAUUUUUUCAUUGCACGCCGUCGCAGCGCUCGCAGAUGGCAGCUCAAACGGAAGCCCUAGCAAAAGUAGACACGCUCCUCAAGGAGCUCUGGCAGCUGCGCGACGCCUUCUUCGCUAGUGACGCAACAAAAAAGAACGAGGCCGUCGCCGCGAAGAUCCAAGAAAUAGUACAAUUGAUCCCGGACGGCGCGCCGAAGGCUCGAGCCGCCUAUCUUAAGGGGAGGGCCCUCGACGCCGUCGAGAGCUAUUCUGAGGAGGCCAACCAGCAGCUCGAAAAAGCAGUUAAGCUCGCACCGGAUUUAGUCGAGGCCUGGGCGGCGCUGGGCCACUGCCUCUGGAAGAAGCCGGACCUGCACGAAGCGAAGAACUGCUACGAAAAGGCCGUGGAGAAGCGACAGACGGCGGAAGCUUUACGAGGUCUCUCCGUAUUGUCGAGGACGCACGACACGCGAAAGUCGACCCCGGAGCAGGACGGCGCUUUUCACGAUGCAUCGGUGACGCACGCGCGGGCGGCGUGCAAGCUAGAUUCAGAGGAAGGCGAGUCCUGGUACACGUUAGGUAAUGCGCAUCUGCGGAGAUACUUCUCGCAAGGCCGGUCCGGAAGGAAUAGCGUCGACCUGCUGAUGGCGAUGAAGGUCUUCGAGAAGGCCGAAACGUGUUAUGCUAAAACAGCAAGACCGUCCACAUCAUUGGAGGGAAAAUGGGGCAACCCCGACUUACGGUUAUCAAGAGGCUUAGCCAGGAGGCACGUGGAAGAUUACGCGGGCGCCAUCGACGACUUUCGGGCGGCCCACGCCUUAGAUCCGUCCCUGAACGCGGGCGACAUGGCCGAGGAUUUAUCAAGGUGGGUGAAAAGGGUCGCGGACCUGUGGGAGCGGAACGCCGCUUUAAAACCCAAACAACGCCAAAAGCUCGAGGAGAAGCUCUACACCAUGAAGGAGCCCGCCGGCUACAAGAACACGGAGCUCUCGAAGUUAACUCAGGUAAAUGCCGGCGCGGACGCGAAGCACUUCGCGGCGAGCCCGAACGCCGGCAAGUGCCUGUCCCUCGUCGUGGCGCUGGAGUUACGAAGGGGGGGCUCGGUGCCCCCCGACGCCUUCCUGUGUUUCGCCUGGGACGGCGACAAGUGCUCCUGCGUCGCUUUAUCUGUCUAUGAUGUGGACUGCAAACGCUUGGCGCCGGGCGCGGUCCUCACGGCGCUCGAUCCGGUCAUCGUGGACGUCGGGACGUCCGUGAAGUACAAGACGGUGCAGGUCCAGACGGCCUCGAAAUUAUUACACGACGGCAACCCGCUCCCGCGCGUGCUCAAGGGCUGGGCGUCGUCCGAGGGGCGGAAGUAAGGUUAGGGUAUUUU
Pelagomonas calceolata is the source of this 1514-nucleotide messenger RNA. NCBI's taxonomy places the organism in Eukaryota, Pelagophyceae, Pelagomonadales, Pelagomonadaceae. The record is from the annotation of a GenBank genome assembly.